Molecule: messenger RNA, 2439 nt
Organism: Danaus chrysippus (African queen)
Lineage: Eukaryota; Metazoa; Arthropoda; Insecta; Lepidoptera; Nymphalidae
Source: the annotation of a GenBank genome assembly
AUGUUUUCCCGCGGAAAAUUACUGUGUGACCUGGUGUAUAACGGGGAUCAACAGGACACAACUUCAGGAUAUGGUAAAGACGUGGUUCCGACUCCAACCGAAGUAAUGCAUACUAUCAAUGAUGUUACUGACCAUGAUACACAACCGUCAACUUCUGCUUCGCUCACUGACAUUUCAAAUAAUCUCGUGCCAUUGACUAGCUUCCACCACAUGAAAUCUGACAAUGGUUCACAGAGAGAGGAAGAGUUUUUCUCGGGAAGACCCGAAGGUUCAUUUUCAAGCCCACCCCCAGAUAUUAAUGUGAUACCAGCUCCAACCGAAGAAAUGCAUACCGUCGGUGAUGCUGAUGAUGAUUUGCUCACUCAGAUGUCAAAUAAUCUCGUGCCAUCGAAUAGCUUUCAUGGCAUGAGAACUGAAGAUGUGAGCUCUGAGGAAGAUUUUUUACCAUCAGAUAAAGAGUAUAUUCCAAACAGUGAUGAAGACUCUAUAGAUCGUGAAUUUGAGAAACGAAGCCAGAUAUAUAUACCAGAAUCAGAUACGUCGUCCAUCGAUGAGCUGGAAAAUAUUAGACAUGACGGAAUGACACAAUCAUUGAACAAUACUCCCUCAGAUAUUCAGCCAGAGUUAUCACCUCAAAUUUCUGUAAAGAAGAGUCGUAAAAGAACUUUAAAUAAAUUAAAAUGGAAAUGCAAUUUAAGAAAGCAAGGCGCAAUCACAGGCAAAUCUUAUAUUUCUAAGAAAGGAAAAGUUGUUCCAGAAAAGAAGAUGAAACCAGCAUGUGAUUGCAGAUUGAAAUGUAAUGAACUUAUAAACGACGCUAUUAGACAAUUCAUUUAUCAAAAGUAUUACGCGGAAGAGAUGACGUAUGAUUUAAAAAGACAAUUUAUUAUAUCUAGAGUCUCAGAAGUUCAAACUGCUAGAUCCAGACGCCGUGACCCUGAUCAACCACCUAAAAGAGUAUACACAUUAAAUUACACAUUUUUAAUUGAUGAAAAAGUCGAAAAGGUUUGCAAAAAAUUUUUUUUGAAUACGUUGGCUAUUUCAGAAACUGUGGUGAGGAACGCGGUAAAAAAAUCUACACAAGGAUUUGUUCAAGCAGAUAGACGAGUAAGACAUCCACCUCCUAAUAAAACAGCAGAUAUAGUUAAAGAAACAGUACGAAAACAUAUUAGCAAGAUACCUAAAUAUGAGAGCCAUUAUAGUCGAAACAGAACAGAAAGACAUUAUCUUGGAAGCCACCUAAAUAUUGAUAAAUUAUAUUCUUUGUAUUUAGAGUUCUGUACUGAAGAGGGUAUACCGAAAGAGAAUAUGGCAAAGGCGUGGCUAUACAGACAUAUUUUUAAUACAGAGUUUAAUCUCGGUUUCAAUCCUCCUGCUAAUGAUACUUGUGAUGAUUGCGAUACGUAUGUUACCAAAUACAAAAAUGCCACAGAUGAAACUGAAAAAAAUAAUAUUAAAGCUCUACAUCAUAAACACCUUGAGGAAAGCGGUCUACGAUACACUUUGAAAGGAUUUGAUAAAGUUGCAGCUAUAGAAAGCCACGGUGCCAAAAAAAUGCUGACAGUGGACCUCCAAAAAUGUUUACCCACACCCUAUUUAACUAAUGGGCAGAGUUUCUAUUACAGAAAGUUGUGGACUUUUAACUUCACAAUUAUGGAUUCAGUUCCCAAAGAAAGUUGGUGUUUUAUGUGGGAUGAGACCGUGGCAGGACGAGGCGGAAACGAAAUGGCGUCAGGAAUAGUUAAGUUUUUUGAGCAGCUAAACGAUAGCGCAUUGAAAGAAGUAACAGUAUGGAGCGACAACUGUGCGGGGCAAAAUAAAAAUAUUUAUUUAAUGAUGGCUUAUUUGUGGAUAUUGUCACAAAAAGAAAAUAUAGAGGUAAUAAACCACAAAUACUUAUUAAAGGGCCACACACACAUGGAAGUGGACGUUGUUCACUCUAUAAUAGAAAGAGAAAAAAAGAAAAUGCAAGAGUUUUCAAUCGUGACUCCCUGGGACUGGCAACAGUUUAUAAAAAGCUGUUCAAGGAACUGCAAAAUUAAGGUGGUGAACAUGGAAACUAUGGAUUUCAUGGAUUUUUCAGCCUUCUGCAACGGGUCAUCAGCUCCUUUUGUGCAUAGAAAAAAAUCGAUUGCGGGAGAGUCUGUACCAUAUUCUGCUAUUGUAUGGAUGCAAUUCCGAAAAAAUGAGAUUGGUUCGAUGUUUUACAAAACUUCUUUUGACCAGGAAACAUUCGAAGAAGUUAGUUUCGUAAGAAAUAAACGGAAAAGAUUUUCUAUACCCACGCCGAAACCUAUACGAGAAAACCCAAGACCUAUUUCGAGACUCAAGUAUAACGACUUACAAAAAUCGUUGCAGUGGAUACCAGCCAUGUUCCAUGACUAUUACAGGAAUCUUCCAUGUGCAGAUGUCCCGGACUUACCUGAAGCGUGCGAGUAG